AUGCUCUUCGUCAUAGCAUUGCUCGCACACUUUGCAGCCGUUUUGGCAGCCACAGGGUCCAGUAACUGCAACCCUCUUUCUUCGUCCUGUUCGCCAGUUACUGCCUUGGGCACCAGUCUUGUGGAGGAGUUCCACGAGGAAUCCGACCGUUUUGAUGUUGUUGCCAUCCCUUCAGGUGUCUCUUACACUGACGAUGGCUUGGAACUUACGCUUAAAAAGAAGGGUGACAAUCCAGGCAUCAGACUGACCUUCUACAUCAUGUUUGGCCGUGUGGAGGUAUUGAUGAAGGCUGCUCCAGGCAAGGGCAUUGUGCUGUCUUUCUUUUUGAUGUCUGACGACUUGGACGAAAUCGAUAUCGAGUUGUUGGGCGGAGACGAUACCCAGUUCCAGUCCAACUACUUCUCCAAGGGAGACACCACCACAUACGACAGAGGCGAAUACCACACCACUCCAGGCCUGCCUCACGAGAACUACUUCAACUACACCAUUGUCUGGACGGAAAACGAGAUUGUAUGGUAUUUGGAAGGUACCCCGGUCAGAACGCUUUCUAGCGACAACAGCCAGGGUUUCCCUCAAAGCCCGCUGUACAUCAAGGCCGGUAUUUGGGCUGGUGGUGAUCCUACCAACGAGCAAGGUACCAUCGAGUGGGCCGGCGGUUUGACCGACUACUCGGAGGCUCCUUUCACCAUGCACAUCAAGAAGUUGCUUGUGGAUGAUUACUCCACCGGUGACAAGUACGAGUACACCGACCACUCUGGCUCGUGGCAGUCGAUCAAGGCGGUGAACGGAGAGAUCAACGGAAGAGAGGGUGCUCAUGGCGACGACGACGGAAGCUCCUCCUCCAAGUCCUCAUCUAGCUCAAGCUCGAGCUCCUCGACAUCGGCCUCAUCAAGCUCUUCUGCUUCUUCAAGCUCCACUCCAAGCCUGUCUUCCGUUUCCACAAGCUCCAGCUCUUCGACAUCCUCAUCCUCCAAGGCUGAGACAUCCAACUCUCCAACCACUUCUUCAAACCCAACAACCUCUGCUGGCUCAGAGUCCGCUGCUUCCACUUUGACGACAUCCACCACCUCCGCUUCCGAAUCCGGUUCCGGUUCCGGUUCCGGCUCUGGCUCUGGCUCAGACUCCAACUCCAACACAUCCCUGUCUGAGUCUGCCUCGAGCCUGGAAUCUGGUAUUCCUACGGUGACUUCUCACGACGGCAGCGCCGUUGCGGGUCUCUCGAGCUUGCUUGUCCUUGUUGCGGUGGCAUUGAACUUUUAG
Molecule: messenger RNA, 1260 nt
Organism: Candidozyma pseudohaemuli
Lineage: Eukaryota; Fungi; Ascomycota; Pichiomycetes; Serinales; Metschnikowiaceae
Gene: CRH11
Product: transglycosylase
Exons: 1
Coding region: 1-1260 (419 amino acids)
Biological process (GO): carbohydrate metabolic process; fungal-type cell wall organization
Cellular component (GO): fungal-type cell wall
Molecular function (GO): glycosyltransferase activity; hydrolase activity, hydrolyzing O-glycosyl compounds
Source: RefSeq, a predicted model, not a curated record